UCGCGCUUUAGUUUCGGUCCAAUCUGCGCGGUGCACACUUCAGUACUAUAACCGCUUUGUUACUACCUACAUAUAAUAAUGGAGCUAAGAUUAUUACAAAUUUUUAUUUUUCUAUUUGUGUUACAUUGCGCAAAUGCUAAAAAAUAUAGUGGCGGUGGGGGAUCAAGAACUUUUGGUGGAUCUCGAUCAAGGCCAUCAACAUCAUGGGGGCAUACUACAAGCCAUAAUACGCCGUCACGCACUUCCAUUGACAGACCUUCGUCGACUUCCUUCAAUUCAGGAUCAAGGACAUCGUCAUCGAAUUUUUUGCAUGCCGAAUCUGGCAGACCUUCUCUACCAGCAAACUACAAUCCGUCGUACAAUCCGGCACCUCGACCCUCUUACACACCAAGUGCGCCUUCGUAUCACCCAACAAAUACGCACUCUUCUAAUUUCGGCCGGCCUAGCGGCGUGGUAAAUGAACGACACCAACAAAGCAGCGCGUCCGCAACUCACAAUAACCCUUACGAGCGGCAACCUGCGUACAAUCCUCACGUGAACAACGGUUUCGGAAGCCACGGUACUUCGACGGGCACGCAUUCGGCGCCUCCUUAUCCGAUAAACCAACCCAAUCAUCCUCAUCCAAGCAAUCUUGGCAGUUCGUCUUUCCCUUCGACCGGUGGCUAUCAUCCGGUGAACAAUGGUGGAGUGUACCAUCCGCCAAGCAGCGGUAGCUACCACCCGCCAAGCAGCGGUGGCUACCAUCCACCGAUAGGCGCUGGCUAUCAUCCGGUGAGUAGCGGAGGGGUUUACCACGCACCAACGAACGCCGCAGCCUAUCAUCCGCCAAGUGGUGGGUACCACCCGCCGACGUCCGGGGUGUACCAUCCGCCAACCUACAGCCAGCCUCCUUCGCACACGGUCUACGUGCUCCCGGACAGCCGUAGCUCGAGUAGAGGUGGUCGUCCGGGCAUCGGUACCUACAUCGCCAGUGGUGUGGCAGGUGGAGUGGCAGCCGGCGCCACCAACGCCAUCGUCGACCAUGCCAUCAGCAGCAUUUUCCGGCCCAACAGCCACGGUGUGCACACCUACCCGAGUGCUCCGGCCCCCGGCACUCCCACCACCAGCAUCACCAACAACUACUACUACAACAAUGGAGCACCGGAUGCUGCACCCUCCAAUAACGGUGCGCCCCUUGGAAACCAGCCCGAGCAGACUAACUCCUUCAAUGGACAACCAUCAGCCGCUUCAUCGCCAAACUCCCCCUCGACGACCAAUUACCAAGGACCAACUGGUAAUUACAAUGGUGGUCAAAGUGGUCGUCACAAUGGUGUGGUCAGUAGAACGCCAGAGCAACCGGUCGAUCGAAGACCAGAGCAACCGCAAGAGGCACGCCCAGAUGGGGAUAAUUACAUUUCAGAUGAUGACUUGAUGAAACUCAGCGAAGAGUUGUUUGAUAAUCUGAACACAAACAUAAACCAAUAUGUUGAAUUAAAUCUACAAAAGCGUGUGGCAAUCAUCGACGGACCGCUUCCCGACGAAGCAGGUGAACCAUUAUUCAUCGUUAAGCCCGGCUUGGAAUCUCUACCAACAGUGUCAAAGCUCAAAGCUCUUUAUAAUAAUUACCAGAGAAACGGCACCCAAAAAGAAAUUGCAUCUUUUGACAAACAAAACAAAGAAAAUGCCUUUUUGGACGAAGUUAUGAAAACCCCUACUAUGAAGAAAGCUCUUAAUUGGCUAUCAGAAAAGCAUUACGUCAAAUCAAAUGAUUAUGAUCAGAAAGAACUUCUAAGAACUAUAUGGUUCACUAUUUUUGGAGAUACAUCCUCGUCAUUCGAACACGUUUUCUUAUCCGAAAAUUAUGGACCAUCCGGCAUCGUGGGUAUGCAGAAUUGGAUUUACGUUGCUGAUCAGGAAUCUAAACACAACGUAGAUUAUAUGGGUUACAUUGACAUGUUAAGUUUAAGUGGAAAGGGUGCUCUAUUAAAAGUCAAUUUAAAAUCAGAAGACACACCGCUGCAAGGUUUGUCGAUGUUCGUUGGAACACCGCCAGAACUCGAAAUGGCUCUUUAUACUGUGUGCAUGCACGCGAGAUUCAAUGGCUAUUGUCCUGUAUCCCUAGGCGGCGCGAAAUUAUUUAUUUCCACUCAAGCUUUUAAGCAAAAUAACAAUUACUUGAUUGAUGUGGCACUUCCGUUGCUGUAAUUUACUUACAUUCUAGCCAUGAAUGUUUCCGAAUGUGAUAUUAAUGCAAUGUUUUUCUCUAUAUUUCUAAUAUAAUUGUAAAAAUAAUUAAUAAUAGAAUAACCAACUACAAGUAUACAUACACAUUUUUCGAUAAGUAUACACUGCGUGUGUAUCAACUUGAGCGAAAUUUAUAUAAAACUUUUUUUAAUCAUCAACGUGUCCAGACAUCUAUUUAUAUAUUUAUUAAUCCUUUCCCAUACUUAUAUCAAAU
Messenger RNA from Phymastichus coffea, 2437 nucleotides. RefSeq names its product endoribonuclease CG2145-like. Gene Ontology annotation, molecular function: RNA endonuclease activity. Bases 79 to 2184 code for a protein of 701 amino acids. NCBI's taxonomy places the organism in Eukaryota, Metazoa, Arthropoda, Insecta, Hymenoptera, Eulophidae. The transcript is spliced from 9 exons. The record is from RefSeq and is a predicted model, not a curated record.